AUGUGGUUUAUAAGUACACAGUAUUAAAGUAUGGGAUUUGAACAAUGGCUAGUUUAAAUUUAUAUUCAAAUACUCAUUUUAAAAUGCAUUGUAUUGAACAAUAUUUCUGAGUUUAAUUCCAUUGUCACAUAUGUGACUCGAGCGAAGGAUUAUCUACAGAACGUCGACGUCAGAGCACAAACAUCAUGUUUGUGUCUAAAUAGAUGAGAUUUGUCGCGAAGAUGAGCUGAUGAAUCGGGAUUGUAUGUGACACUUUGAUAUCAAGUGUAAACUUUAUACAUCGCCAUGAAAGACUCAGUGGAAGACAAAAAGAAACGAACACCAAAACGGAAAGAAAAACGGAGACGAGCCAGCGCUGCUAUAAGUAUUGCUGCGUCGGAACAGAAUUAUGACUCUCCUUACCAAGACUCGGCGUACAAGGUCCCGAACUCCGAACGCAAACGUAGCAGUAGCAAGAUGAAUCUACACACGCCUUCUUCCAUUAUCAAGGAGAAUGGCGUUUUCGUAGACACUCUCUUCCCUUCUGAACAUCUGGUGGCUAUGAGUAUUGCCGAGAAUGAAGCGCAGAAUGAAGCGGACCAGCUUGCUUCUGUAGUGGAGGACCCUCCCUUAGAUAUCGCCACCCCUAACGAAUUUUCGCGGUCUUACGACCCUGCCGACAGAAACCAAGUCCUCGUUAAAGACCCGGAUUCAAAGGAAAUGGUUACCACAA
Molecule: messenger RNA, 712 nt
Organism: Pecten maximus
Lineage: Eukaryota; Metazoa; Mollusca; Bivalvia; Pectinida; Pectinidae
Exons: 2
Source: RefSeq, a predicted model, not a curated record